Molecule: messenger RNA, 1339 nt
Organism: Rhinopithecus roxellana (golden snub-nosed monkey)
Lineage: Eukaryota; Metazoa; Chordata; Mammalia; Primates; Cercopithecidae
Gene: TTC23L
Product: tetratricopeptide repeat domain 23 like
Exons: 11
Coding region: 19-1104 (361 amino acids)
Molecular function (GO): protein binding
Source: RefSeq, a predicted model, not a curated record
CUGGAGCCUGGGAAGAAGAUGCAAGCCAGCCCCAUCCGUAUCCCAACUGUUAGCAAUGACAUCGACUGGGAUUUCUGCUUCCGUAUGUCACAGCAAACCGAGAUCCCAGCUCACCAGCAAACAGAUAAGUUGUAUCACACCGGUGGAUGUGGAGAGAGUGAAGAGGAAACUAAAGCUAAAGAAGAGGAGAAGGCCAUAGACUGUAUGUCUCAUCCCAAAGAGAAAUUAGCCCAAUCCCAGAAGAAAGUAGCUCAGCUGAUUAAGGAAAAAAUGAAUACUCAAGCAAACAAGGAGCUGAUUCGAUGUGCCAUCCUUUCUCGGAUUAUUUUUGGGGACCAUCACUGGAAAUGUGCACAAGCUCUGACCAACCUAGCUUACGGCUACUUGACACUGAGAGGCCUCCCAGUUCAGGCCAAGAAACAUGCUGUGUCGGCCAAGAAUACACUGUUGACCUGGAAGGCAAAUACGACCUCAGAUAAGGAGAAAGAGGAAAUCCUGGAAGCUCUGGUCAUGCUGUACUACACUCUGGGGGUGGCCUGGCUCCUGCAGAACCGUGGCAGAGAAGCCUAUUUCAACCUGCAGAAGGCAGAGAGAAACAUGAAGGAGCUGAAAGAAUUAUAUGAAGGAGGCAUUUGUGAACUACAAGUCUCUGAGAAAGACCUAACACUUGCUUUGGGCAGAGCCUCCUUGGCCAUCCACAGAUUGAACCUAGCACUGACAUACUUUGAAAAGGCAAUUGGCGAUGUUAUUGCUGCCAAGGGUGACAGGACGUCAGAUCUGAUCAGCCUGUAUGAGGAAACUGCUCAGAUCGAGCAGCUAAGGAGGAACCACAACCAGGCCAUCCAGUACUUGCAGCAGGCUCAUUCUAUCUGUGUUUCUUUGUUCACUGAAGUCAGCCCCAAAACUGCAGAAACGAGUGCGUUACUGGCCAAAGCUUAUGCCAUGUCUGGAGAGGCCCAGCACAGGGAUGCUGUUGAGACAUAUUUCAUAAAAAGUAUCAAUGCAUAUCGAGCAACACUGGGCUCAGAGGAUUUUGGAACACUGAGCACCACUGAAGAAUUUUGCAAAUGGCUUGUCCAAAAUGGAGAAAAACAGGAGAAGUAGCAGUUCAUCCAGAUGGAGAACAGAAGCCAUUCCUGGAAGAAGGAACUCUACAUACAAAGGCACAGAAGCAUGACAAAGGGCAGUGUAUGGAGGAAUGGUCUUCUGUUAUUAAACUGAAAACCUUUAUACACGACAGCCAACAAUAAAGACAACCUUGUUGAUGAUAAAAAUUCUCGAUCACAAAAUGUUUCUCAACAUUGAUAGCAUUGGCAGAUCUAAAACAGAACGGUUUUUU